Salvelinus namaycush (lake trout) is the source of this 5344-nucleotide messenger RNA. RefSeq names its product tubulointerstitial nephritis antigen-like 1 (gene tinagl1). NCBI's taxonomy places the organism in Eukaryota, Metazoa, Chordata, Actinopteri, Salmoniformes, Salmonidae. Gene Ontology annotation, biological process: proteolysis. Gene Ontology annotation, molecular function: peptidase inhibitor activity; cysteine-type peptidase activity. Gene Ontology annotation, cellular component: lysosome. The transcript has 12 exons. The record is from RefSeq and is a predicted model, not a curated record. Bases 240 to 1667 code for a protein of 475 amino acids.
UAUAUAGAACUCCGUGGCUCAGGCUGACUAUGUAGUGCCAUUGUGAAAGAAGAGCGAGAGAGAGUGAGUGAGAGAAAGAGGGCACAGACUUUCUCUACCUGGUGAAUGAGUUACUGAGAGGAGAGAGCAGCAGGAAAGAAUAUCAGCUUUCACAGGGCUGUGUUUUUCCAUUGGAUUACAAACAACAAGAGGGAGAGAUAUUUCCCAGAACACACGUAGAAGCUUCUGUCAGGUUGAUAAUGAAGCUUCUAGCAUCAUUAGCAGUGGUGCUCCUCCUGGUGGCGGUGGAGAGCAUGGCGGCAAGAGGCACAUCCAGGAGGACGAAGAGGGAGCUGAUGAGCCCGCUGCACAUGGAGGGCAUCAGGGACCCGUUUGGGUCGUACUGCGAGCAGCGGGGUGGCUGCUGCCCGGGUCGUGAGGAUCAGUGUACGGUGCCCUACCUGGACACCAUCUGUUACUGUGACCUGUUCUGUAACCGCACCGUCUCCGACUGCUGCCCCGACUUCUGGGGCCACUGUCUGGGCAUCUCACCCCCUUUCAUUGGCACCUGUGAAAGAAACGGACACAAAUUCCUCUCAGGACAGACAUACAAAGAGAACUGCAACUUAUGCACGUGUGGAACAACUGGGCGUUGGGAGUGUGAGCAGCAUGCCUGUCUGAUAGAGAAUGAUAUGAUUCAGGCUGUCAACAGAGGAAACUUUGGCUGGCGGGCAGCAAACUACAGCCAGUUCUAUGGCAUGUCUCUGGACGAGGGCCUGAGGUAUCGCCUGGGGACACAGAGGCCCUCCAGGACCAUCAUGAGCAUGAACGAGAUGCAGGUGAAUAUGGAUACUCAGAAUGACCGUCUGCCUCAGUACUUCAACGCAGCAGAGAAGUGGCCUGGAAAGAUCCAUGAACCCCUGGACCAGGGCAACUGCGCUGCGUCCUGGGCCUUCUCUACUGCAGCGGUGGCAUCGGAUCGAAUCUCCAUCCAGUCGAUGGGUCACAUGACCCCUCAGCUGUCGCCCCAGAACCUAAUUUCCUGUGACACGCGCAACCAAGGGGGCUGUGCUGGAGGACGUAUCGACGGAGCCUGGUGGUACCUGAGACGCAGAGGUGUGGUGACAGAGGAGUGCUACCCGUUCUCUGCUCCCCAGCAUACGCCAGCGGAGGUGGGCCGCUGUAUGAUGCAGAGUCGCUCUGUGGGCAGAGGGAAGAGACAGGCUACUGCACGCUGCCCCAGCACACACACCUACCACAAUGAUAUCUACCAGUCUACACCUCCCUACAGGCUCUCAUCAAACGAGAAGGAGAUCAUGAAGGAGAUUAUGGAUAACGGCCCAGUGCAAGCCAUCCUGGAGGUCCAUGAGGACUUCUUCGUCUAUAAGAGUGGGAUCUAUAAACACACAGACGUCAGCUUCACCAAACCGCCACACUACCGCAAACACAACACACACUCUGUCAGGAUCACAGGGUGGGGAGAAGAGAGGAACUAUGAUGGGACAACUAAGAAGUACUGGAUUGCUGCCAACUCGUGGGGGAAGAACUGGGGGGAGAACGGCUACUUCCGCAUCGCUCGCGGAGAGAAUGAGUGUGAGAUCGAGGCGUUCGUGAUCGGCGUGUGGGGUAGGGUCACCAUGGAAGACAUGCAAAGCCACCAUCACCACCAACAUCGCCGACGCAAGUAGAGACAGGCACUCCAGGAACUCAGCAUCCCCAGACUCCCUACCCUUUACCCCGUACCCACUUCCCCUCACCAGCCCCAGAGACCCUACCCUUCACCACGUACCCACUUCCCCUCAGCAUCCCCAGAGCCCCUACCCUUCACCCUGUACCCACUUCCCCUUCCUACCCUGGGGGAGCAACUCAACCAGCCCCAGACCCCCUACCCUUCACCCCGUACCCACUUCCCCUUAGCAUCCCCAGAGCCCCUACCCUUCACCCCGUACCCACUUCCCCUCAGCAUCCCCAGAGUCCCUACCCUUCACCAAGUACCCACUUCCCCUCAGCAUCCCCAGAGUCCCUACCCUUCACCCCGUACCCACUUCCCCUCACCAGCCCCAGACUCCCUACCCUUCACCCCGUACCCACUUCCCCUCACCAGCCCCAGAGACCCUACCCUUCACCCUGUACCCACUUCCCCUUCCUACCCUGGGGGAGCAACUCAACCAGCCCCAGACCCCCUACCCUUCACCCCGUACCCACUUCCCCUUAGCAUCCCCAGAGCCCCUACCCUUCACCCCGUACCCACUUCCCCUCAGCAUCCCCAGAGCCCCUACCCUUCACCAAGUACCCACUUCCCCUCAGCAUCCCCAGAGUCCCUACCCUUCACCCCGUACCCACUUCCCCUCACCAGCCCCAGACUCCCUACCCUUCACCCUGUACCCACUUCCCCUCACCAGCCCCAGACUCCCUACCCUUCAUCCCGUACCCACUUUCCCUCACCAGCCCCAGACUCCCUACCCUUCACCCCGUACCCACUUCCCCUCAGCAUCCCCAGAGCCCCUACCCUUCACCCCGUACCCACUUCCCCUCAGCAUCCCCAGAGCCCCUACCCUUCACCCUGUACCCACUUCCCCUUCCUACCCUCGGGGUGCAACUCAACCAGCCCCGUACUAAACUCUGGGGGAGCAACACAACCAGAACCCCGGAGUUCACACUCUGACCCUUGGAGGAACCAACUACCCCAAGAACCACUUAUCUUACCCCUUACACCCAUAUCCCCUUACCCAACACUGGAGGUAUUGAAACCCCAGCCGCCCCCAACUUAACUCAAGGUUUAUGGCAUCAAAACAAGCUCACGGCCUGCGGGCUUAGAGGGGCUCCUCCAUACAGCCUCCCCGGCUUCAGGACACAGCAAUAAUCACCUCAGGACUCACUAUCCCAAAGACCACACUUCCCAGAAUCCUUGGCUUUGGCCUGGGAUCGACUGUUUACUUCCUGCUUCUGUUCAGAAGUCUUCAUUUCCACUGUUGUGAUGAUGAAAGGACUGGCUUGAUCUGAACUCUCUUUCUCUCUCUUUCGCUCUCUCUCUCUGGAAGCCAACCCCUUACGGACAGAUUGGGAUAGUGAGAACCAGAGAGAUAGAAUGUUAGAUGACACAAGCACCAGAGAGAAACUAACAAUCCACUUGUGUUACAGUUUAGUUAGUGUUAUCACUGAGGACCUAACUCUUAAUCAUGCUAGCUAUAUCAUUGAUUAAUGUAUUCCUAUUACUGUCAGCAGAUCUGCAGGUGCAGUAGCCACGCAUCUCUCUACACAUUCCAAAAAAGCUGCAUUUUACACUGGAAAGAGUGCUGGUCUAAGGCUUGGUGGUAGGUGGGAUUGAGUUUAGUGAACUGUCCUUUUGACCAAUAAUUUAUUUCCCCUCAUUUACCAAAAAACUAUGUUUUCUUUUUAGUACAAUCCUGUACUAUGCUAAGUGCAUAGUACAGGAUGGAGUCUCUGCAAGCUCUGGAAAUGUUCAGUACCACAUAACCUGUCUGGUUAUGGAAGAGAUGGUGUCAAUCUUCCAAUGAUAUCAAAUCAACUUCAGUCUCAUGACCAUGACAGCUCUUGACUGAAUCCAACUGCUUGAACAUAACCUUUCUGUAAGAAUAAUUUUAGUGGGUCAACCAUUUAAAAAUAUCCCUUAAUAGACAGUAUACACUCUUAGAAGUAAUAGAGCCUGGAAGAACCUUUAGAACCAAAGAACCAAUUCUAAAAAUUAUUCGAGGAACCCCUGUGUAAAGGUUUAAAUCAGAACCUUUUUGUGAUGAGUGAGGUUCAAUUUUGAACCUUUUUAAUAAUAUAUUGUAGAGGUGGCAGCCUAUCAGAAGAUUGGAGGUGUAUCUUAUUGGAGGUGUGGCUUUCAGAUAGUUAUUUUUGGCCACCCAUUACAAUAAAUGUCAUUCCUGUUCAUCAUGUAAAGUUUCAUCAUGCAAAUUUCAAUUUUCCUUGAAUAUUUAUGCAUAUUACAUAUUCUAAUAUAAUAUUAAUAAUAUUAACAUUGCUGAUGACAUAAGGUCCAACAUUGGGAUUUGCAUAGGCUCUUGAGGAACUCGUACACCUCUGUAAGCCUCAUUGAAGCUACAGAACUGUCAUUGUUCAACCUUAACAUGUGAUGAAAAUACAACAGAAAAUCUGAAAGCCACACCCCUACCAAGCCACACCUCCAGUCCAGGGUUCCUACAGGAACACUUUGCUACAUUGAAACAUGAAAGGUUCCUCCAAGAACCCCUCAACUAACCUAAGGUGCAAAUAUUGAGGAACUCCAGGGGUUCAUUGAUUACCUCCAGUGUUCCUCGAGUCACCACUAAUUCUAAGAGUGUACAGUACAUUUGAAAGCAGAGAUGAAGCAAGCGAGGAGCUUUAAAAAAACACUUUCCGUUUAUUAAUCAGCUGGUUGACAAAAACAUAUCUUGGAAAAAAUGAGUUGUCAUUUCUUUGAAGAAGGUAAAAUGGCCACCACCAUGUCAUUUUCAGAUGUUGCUUCAACAUGGAAACAUCUUGGUUGAUCAAAUGCCUUAAAGAAAUAAGCGCUGUUUUUGACCUCUGGUUGAAAGUAUCCAAAGUAUGUGUAUUAUAAUCUUCAUCUGUUUCAUUCCGUGUACACUGUGUUACUAUAAUGCUGAAAAUAUUGUUGUAUUUUACUCCUAUUUUCUUACUUGCUUUGAGAGAUGUGGUUGUCUCACUCACUCACUCCUUUCCCCUGACCAGCUGCUUUGAGAGAUGUGGUUGUCUCACACACUCACUCCUCUCCCCUGACCAGCUGCUUUGAGAGAUGUGGUUGUCUCACACACUCACUCCUCUCCCCUGACCAGCUGCUUUGAGAGAUGUGGUUGUCUCACACACUCACUCCUCUCCCCUGACCAGCUGCUUUGAAGAGUGCUUGUGUGGUGCACUUACUCCUUCUGAAGGUGAACACACACAAAGUGCCUGACUCUAGGGAGAGGAGGAGGUCGGACUCAGCUGCCAAAGUCUGUUCAAUGCUCUUUCAUUAUAGCCUAAAUCUCACAGACGCAACAUGCCACUAACACUUCAGUAUUCAGCAAUAGGCAUGUGUAGGCCUACAACAGACUAAUUGUGACAUUUCAAAGGUUGUGCAUUUCCAAAGAAGUGUUAGGUAGGUAGCUCAAGCCUCAACUGAAGCCAGUAAUCACACAGGUUCUGAUAUACUGAUAUAACUUGAUAUAACUGCCUUAUGUAAUGUUGCCCUAGGUGCUCUUUUUAUACUGUCUCCAAUUCAGAUAUAUUAUUUCUGUGCCUAUCAUGAGUUUUAAUGUCUAAGUUUCCAGAGGUGGCAACUGUCCUUUUAGAGACCACAUCAUGUAUCAGUUCACACUGUGCUGUCUCACUUCACAAUAAACUGCUUGGCUUCCCAGAA